AGAGAGUUUGAGAAUUAAAAAACUCAUUCUGUCACAUCCCAUUGCAUCAUGUUCUUUGUAGGGUUCAUUAUGCUAGAAUGCUCUUGUGUGAAAACAUUUCCAAAAGCUAUGGCUUCUGUUUUCAUAUCUGAGUGUGUCAGCAAAAGACGUCUUCCCCUUAGACCAACCUAUCUGAACCUCUACAAGUGGCCAGAAUCUGAUAUGGAAUUUGUGAAAACUAUCAGAGAUAAAGCAGAAUUACUGAAUGAUGUGCAAGCAAAAGAAGUUGAUAGCUUCUCCUGCAGGCAGAUGUACCUAAGAAGCUACAAAUUCUCAAAGAAGAAAGUUGGUGUGACUGAGAAGACAUUGAAGUGUUUGAAUAGACUGAAGGAAGGUGUGAAUUGUGUGAGUAAUAAACUGAAAUUUAAGGGUAAGAAUAAGGUUCUUGGUAGAGCCAGAGAUGUUACUUAUGCUGCUUUCUCAAUCGUUCAAACCUUUCUACCCUGUUAUGCUAAGGUUGAUGUUCUUCAUGAUUUCUAAUUCAACUUCUCCAAUUUAUCAUGCUUCUUUUCCUUUUCAUCUUCUUCUGCUUUAUACUAUGUUCUUCUGUCUGCUUUUUUCUCUGUUUUUUUUAAGAAAAACAGAAGGAAAAGAUAAAGAAAUGCUGCAUAAAAACUUGAAACAGAAUUGCAGCAGUGUUUUGCUAAUUUCUUUCUGCUGCAGAU
Molecule: messenger RNA, 704 nt
Organism: Vigna radiata var. radiata (mung bean)
Lineage: Eukaryota; Viridiplantae; Streptophyta; Magnoliopsida; Fabales; Fabaceae
Exons: 1
Coding region: 49-519 (156 amino acids)
Source: RefSeq, a predicted model, not a curated record